Messenger RNA from Suillus discolor, 1497 nucleotides. Its product is annotated as CoA-transferase family III. The transcript is spliced from 7 exons. Gene Ontology annotation, molecular function: catalytic activity. The record is from RefSeq and is a predicted model, not a curated record. The coding region runs from base 1 to 1497 and encodes 498 amino acids. Lineage: Eukaryota; Fungi; Basidiomycota; Agaricomycetes; Boletales; Suillaceae.
AUGUCCUACACCUUACAAUCAUGCGAUCAGGCCACUUCUCUUUGGCUCGUCAAUGAUUUGCCUUCAGAGAUCCUUUCACACCUCAAACUCAGUGGCUGCCCUGACACUGCUAUCGAUUCUUCCUUCAAGCUAGGGAAAGCAGCCCAGACAUCUAUCGGCCUAUCAGGCCUAGCAGCUGCAUAUGUCCUUUCUCUGAGGACCGGAAGUAUGCAAGACGUCAGUGUCGACGCACGUCACGCUAUUCUAGACAUCUCUAGUGAAUCUUGGUACACCGUGGAUGGCCAGGUGCCUAUUACGUCUGCGCGGGAUUAUCUGGCAGGAAUAUACAGAACCAAGGACAGUUUUGUUCGUCUGCAUACCAACUUCCCGCAUCACCGACAGGGCAUCCUCAAUAUUUUGCAGUGUGAACCCACUCGUGAAGCCGUUCAAGCCGCGCUAUUGCAAUGGAAUGCGAAAGACUUCGAAGAUGAAGCAGUAAAGCAGAAAAUGUGUGUUAGUGCCUAUAGGUCAUUCGAGGAGUGGGACAAGCAUCCCCAAGCAGCUGCAUUAAGAGGAACGCCUCCAAUCCAGCUUAUCAAGAUCGGAGAAGCUCCUAAACGGGACAUCAAGGAGUCUCCGCAGUUCCCUCUCGAGGGAAUUAGAGUGUUAGACCUGUGCCGGGUACUUUCAGGACCGGUGUGCGGCCGAACGCUUGCAGCGUAUGGCGCUGACGUGCUCCUCGUCACCUCCCCAAAGCUUCCUGAUUUGCCCGCGUUUGAUGUCGAUACAUCUCGUGGCAAGCGCACAACGCAGCUCGAUCUCACCCAAGCCCCACAAAAUGACUGCCUGAAAGAAUUAAUCAAGGAUGCUGAUGUAUUCCUGCAAGCAUACCGACCAGGUGGCCUUCAGGAAAAAGGGUUUGGACCCCAGGAACUUGCCAAGAUUCGGCCUGGUAUUGUAUGCGCCAAUCUGACAGCGUACGGUUGGGAGGGUCCCUGGAAACACAAGCGUGGCUUCGACUCGCUCGUACAGACUGCUACGGGCUUUAAUUGGGCAGAGGCUGAAGCUUUUGCUAAAUUCAAUGGGCUGCCCGUCGUGGAUAAGCCAGAACCUCGUGCACUCCCUGUGCAAGCCUUGGAUCAUGUUGCAGGGUACUUCCUCGCUUUUGGAAUUCAAGCUGCAAUCGCAAAAACGAUCACUGAGGGCGGCUCCUGGGAAGUCCGUGUCUCUUUAGCAGCAGUUGCGCAAUGGCUCCGAUCACUUGGGCAACUUUCGCCAGAUACCGCGUUCGGAGAUGGGAAACCUCUACCAAAGCGAUUGAACCCACCAAACCUAGAGGUAGUAGCACUAUCUGUCACACUCCACGAGGCGACAGGUGACAAAAGGGACGUUGAAGGGCCUCUCAGGACGAUGACAGCUAUUCGCCAUGCAGCACAGCUAUCCGUUACGCCUGUCAAAGAUGUGGAAGCUCCAAUGGGCUUGAAUCGGCAUCAACCUGUGUGGCUGCCGUAUGUGUGA